Molecule: messenger RNA, 267 nt
Organism: Iphiclides podalirius (scarce swallowtail)
Lineage: Eukaryota; Metazoa; Arthropoda; Insecta; Lepidoptera; Papilionidae
Source: the annotation of a GenBank genome assembly
AUGGCGACGGAAAACAUGCCUUCCCGCGGUGUCAAACCAGCAGCAAACCCAACGAUUGUUGCUUCACGCCGACGUGAAAGAGUUUGGACGCCGCUCGCGAUCAAGUCGGCAGAUAAGUACUUUCUCACCUCCCCGCGGUCGCGGAGUUGCGAAAGGGUUCGCCGAAUAAUUGCAACAAUCAAACUGAAGGAGCCAUCGAGCAAUUUGUAUGGUAUUUGUGCGGGCUGUCACCCGCUGAUGCUAUCGGCGCGCCUUGGGGCGCCUAGC